CAAACCCUCUCUCUCACAGCUCCCCCAACACACACACCCCCAUAACCCUCUCUUUCUCUCUUUAAUCUUAAACCCCGUUACGACGUCGUACGGCUUGGGCUCUUUCUCCCUCUACCCGAACCGAACAACAAUCGUGAAAAAAAAAAAACAGAAUACCUUCAUUCUCUCUCUCUCUUACUUUCUCUAUUGCAACGCGUUUUAUUCUCUCUCUUAUAAUAUAUUUCUCCACUCGCGCUCUCUUACUCGCCGGCGAUUGUUUCAGAUCAAUCGCCGACGCCGUCCAAUUCACUCGCUCUCCGUGGCGUUCAGUUACAUUCAAAACGCGAGGAUCUCGCCGUUUCGGGUAAUGUGCCUCGGAAUUCUGGAACUGGGAACCUCGCGGCGGGUUUGGAUCUGGAAUUGGGGGAGGGGGAGUUGGAUUGAAUUAAGACAUUAGGGUUUGUGGCGCGGAGGGGGUGCAUUUAUGAAGGAGGCGGUGUUGUUAGGAGAGAAGAAGAGUGAGAGGAAGAGAGGAGGGAGGGUGGUUUGGGAAGGGUUGAUGAUGAUGGGAUUAAAGGAAGAAAGUAAUAAUAACUGUAAGUUAAAGAAUUCGGUUGUGGUCUCGUCGGCGAGGUCUUCGAAGAUGAAGCUGUGGAUGAUACGCGCCACCACAUCGGUGUUACUGUGGACCUGCGUCGUUCAGUUAACGACGCUGGGGGAUAUGUGGGGCCCGCGGGUCCUGAAAGGGUGGCCGUCGUGUUUCACGCACGACGAAUCCGCCGCGCUCAUUGAGUUGCCGUCCGCCACCACGCCCAGAGUUCUCCCACCCAAGAGGGUUUAUAAGAACAACGGUUACUUGAUGGUGUCGUGCAAUGGAGGACUCAACCAAAUGAGGGCUGCGAUAUGUGACAUGGUGGCGAUUGCUAGGUAUUUAAACGUGACGCUUAUAGUGCCUGAAUUGGAUAAAGCGUCUUUUUGGGCUGACCCCAGUGAGUUCCAAGACAUCUUUGAUGUGGAUCAUUUUAUUACAUCCUUGAGGGAUGAAGUGCGGAUAUUGAAAGAGUUGCCUCCUAGACUCAAGACGAGAGUGGACAAUGGUUUACUUUACACCAUGCCACCGAUUAGUUGGUCUGACAUAUCAUACUAUAAGAACCAGAUUCUACCUUUGAUACAAAAGUACAAAGUUGUUCAUUUAAAUCGAACGGAUGCCCGGCUGGCCAAUAAUGACCAACCUUUGGAGAUUCAGCGGCUGCGUUGCAGAGUCAAUUUUAGUGCUCUUAGAUUUACUUCUCAGAUUGAGGAGUUAGGCAAAAGGGUGAUCAAGCUUCUCAGGCAAAAUGGCCCAUUUUUGGUACUUCAUCUGAGGUAUGAGAUGGACAUGCUGGCAUUUUCUGGCUGUACACAAGGUUGCAACAGUGAUGAAGUGGAAGAAUUGACAAGGAUGAGAUAUGCUUAUCCUUGGUGGAAAGAAAAAAUAAUUAACUCUGAUUUGAAAAGAAAAGAUGGUUUGUGUCCUUUAACACCUGAGGAGACUGCCCUUACACUUAGGGCCCUUGACAUCGGUCAAAGCAUUCAAAUCUACAUUGCAGCUGGGGAAAUAUAUGGUGGGGACAAGAGAAUGGCAAGUCUUGCGAAGAACUAUCCAAAAUUGGUCAGAAAGGAAACACUGUUGGAACCAUCUGAUCUUCAGUUCUUCCAAAAUCAUUCCUCUCAGAUGGCGGCUUUGGAUUACCUUGUCUCAUUAGAGAGUGAUAUCUUUGUUCCUACAUACGAUGGAAAUAUGGCCAAAGUAGUCGAGGGUCAUCGCAGAUAUCUUGGGUUCAAGAAGACGAUUUUAUUGAACAGAAAGCUCCUAGUUGAUUUGAUAGAUCGAUACCAUGAUGGAAUAUUGAACUGGGACGAAUUCUCUUCGGCUGUGAAGGAAGUUCAUGCUGAUCGCAUGGGUGGUGCAACUAAGAGAUUGGUGAUCCCUGACAGGCCCAAAGAAGAGGAUUAUUUCUAUGCCAAUCCAGAGGAAUGUUUUGAACUAUCAGAUGUUAUGUUGAGUAGUACGUGAGUGAUGCAUUUGGAAAUAAGAGAAUUUACUUGUGCCCUCUCCUAGUGCGUGCACUUGGUCUUCUACCACAGAUACUUAAGAUAGGUCUCUACGCAGUUUAGCAAAGAUGAUGACAGCUUUUUUGUAUCACAGAGGCAGUCAUAUAGUGACAGUUAGAAUGGGGAAGGGGGAAUGGGCUUUUCAUGAAAGCUCGAGAAGGUAGCCGACGGAUACUUUAUAUAUAAAAUAUGCAAAUAAUCCAUCAUCACCACAUUCAUGUAUAGAAGCCACACCCUGCCAUUACAGGAUGAGAGCAGAUCAAACUGCAUUGUACACGGAGGGGUUCAUAUACAAAUUUGGAUUCUGGAACUGCAGUUCGUGGAAGCUUUGUUCCUUUGGUACCUUUCAUUUUUUCCUUCUCGACAAAUAUAAAUAUAUAUCAUAAAUUGUUUUUUUUUUACCACACCUUUUUAUUUAACACGACCAUUGUGAUUUUGAGGAUUGAGUCACUGUAAAAUUUGUUUGUUCCUGAUUAUUGCCUCCAAAAUUCUUAGCUUUUGGUCAUUAUUAAAGAGAAUGGUAGGUUGGACUUCUCUUUCC
Molecule: messenger RNA, 2614 nt
Organism: Glycine soja
Lineage: Eukaryota; Viridiplantae; Streptophyta; Magnoliopsida; Fabales; Fabaceae
Product: rhamnogalacturonan I rhamnosyltransferase 1-like
Exons: 8
Coding region: 464-2035 (523 amino acids)
Cellular component (GO): cytoplasm
Source: RefSeq, a predicted model, not a curated record